ACACCCCUGAUCUCCUCUAGAUCCUCCGUUACGUUUGAGGGGUAACUUCGUCCUUAAAAAUCCGAGCAACGCCAUUACUACUGGCAAAUUCUCCCUCUAAAGAGGGAGGGAGGGAGAGAGAGAGAGAGAGGAGGCCGAGAUUUCUCGUUACUGGGUGUGUUAUCCGAGCAGGCGUGCAAGAUUUAGAUGUGAAAAUGGCGCGCGAGUGGAGGGAAAUAAAGCAUUAAACGGUCCUCAGGGUAUGUGCUUGUGAGUAUUAGAUAGGAAUUUACGUAUAGGGUACGUUGGAUAAGUUUUGCAGGGAAACAUCAUGGGGGACUCAACAGAAAUGACUAUCGAGUUUCUUCGAGCUAGGUUACUUUCUGAAAGAUCCGUUUCAAGGGCAGCUAGACAAAGAGCAGAUCAAUUGGCUAAAAGGGUCAUAGAGUUGGAAGAACAGCUCAGGAUUGUUACUACCCAGAGAAAGAAAGCUGAAAAAGCAGCAUCAGAGGUUCUUGCAAUCCUUGAAACUCGGGGAAUUGGUGAUUUAUCCGAGGGAAUUGAUUCGAAUUCUGACAGAGAAGCUGCCUGUGAUGAUACUCAAAGGGAAUAUGAAUCUUCUGCAGCCUCAAGAUUGGAAAGAAGUGAAGUGGAUGAUGGAUUUUCAGGCUCAGAGCCUGAAGUUUCCCCCUCUCAAGGUAGGAGCUUAUCUUGGAAAAGCCACGGUGGUAGUUCAGGUUCUCAUGAUAAGCGAACAGCAAAGCAGAUAAGGCAAAGGCAGAGACGUCGAACCUUCUUGUUACAUUUGCAGUCAUCUUCGAAGCAUCAGUCGGGAAAGUCUUGCCGUAAGAUAAAGCGAAAAGAUACUGGAUCACCUGCAGAUAGCGAGACACACAAGCCUACCCUUCUCGAUGACCAGGGAAAUGGAGGGAUCGCAUGCUCUAAAUCUCACGAUGAUGAACCUGACGCAUCGAUGAUAACCUCAAGGGGCGUAAUGGAGGAUGUGGUUGUGGUCACCUCAGAUUUCCACCAUGUUGAUGAUCAUAGUAGACAAACUGAAGUUCAUCCUUGUGCGAAUGGGAGUGAGAGAGAUGAAGAGAUGGAGAGAGUGCUAGAGAAGCAGGCCAAAUUUAUUGGUCAGUUCCAAGCAGAAGAAACUGCUCAGAGAGAAUGGGAAGAGAAGUAUAAUCAAAGCAAGACAUCAACUUUGGUCAAUAAUGAACCUGGGAACCAAUCCCAUGUAGCUGUAAGCAGUAGCAAACCCAAGAAGGAAGUGUCUAAGCUUGCUGACAAGACUCCAGUUUUUGGCAAUGACGCAAUACCUAGACCUCUACAUACUUCCGGCAAUGGGGAGGCAACGGUUGAGGGCCUUUCAGGUUCAGAAAAAAAUAAUGAUAGAAGCGACGAAGCAUCAGAUACAACCUUUUCCAAUGGUUCCGUACCUAGGGAAACGAAAAACAAUUCUCAUGAAUCUACUGUUUCAGCUCCUGAGAACUAUGGUACGAUAAGAAAUCGAAACCAGAAUGAAGUAAAGCCCCGAGAUGUUCCUGAUGGUUAUCCAAGCAAUUCGACAUUGAAUCCUCAUGGACAGCAGAAAUAUCGACAACUGCCCCAAGAACAUGGUAACAAAUUAGGGAAUGUGUUAGAAGCACUUCAACGUGCUAAGCUAUCAUUAAGUCAAGAAUUAAAGAAGCUUCCUUCUUCAAGUCAAGGUACAUUGUCAGUAGUAACACCGACCAAUUCUCAAACAAGGGCUACAGAAAGUUUGAACAUCCCCAUUGGCUCAGCUGAUCUUUUCAGAUUACCAACAGAUUCAUAUCCCCGAGCCCAGCUCUCUUUACCUGAGCUCAACGGUGCAAGAUCAAGUUUGUUACCUGAUCGCCCUGAUGUUGGGUAUGGCUACCAGCACUCUAAUACUACUUCGUAUAUGGAAAUUGGACCUAGAUUUGUACGGAGCAGGGAAUAUAUUGAUAAUUACUCCAAUAUGUAUUCUCGGGCUUCUUCAGACUUGUCAGCAGAGAGGGUUUCUCUUCGCGGUGAAUUUUCAAAAUCAUACUCUGAUUCAAGGAACAGAAUGCCGCGUGGAGAUGGGUACAAUCUGUAUGGAGACCAUCAAACUCGCUUCCUCUGAUACGCGGUUUUUUUUAAAAAAUUUCUUCUUGUUAGUGAAUGAGGAUGCUAGGUAUUUUUAUUGAGGUUUCGUUUUCAGUUGCGUUUAUGUUUGUACCGUAGAUCAUGAUUUUGUAGAAUGUAUUAAUAAAUUGCUAGUUUGAAACUGUUGGAAGUUGUAACCAGAUCUGUAUAAUUGUAAGUUUCGGCAAAGUUUUCCGUUGAGGUAA
Asparagus officinalis (garden asparagus) is the source of this 2318-nucleotide messenger RNA. RefSeq lists its product as uncharacterized. Lineage: Eukaryota; Viridiplantae; Streptophyta; Magnoliopsida; Asparagales; Asparagaceae. Bases 311 to 2110 code for a protein of 599 amino acids. The transcript is spliced from 6 exons. The record is from RefSeq and is a predicted model, not a curated record.